AUGGCACACCAGCUGUCCCCGUGGCACCCUGACCGUGCCGAGCUGAAGGACGUGGCCAAGCGCUUCUCGCAGGGGGGGGUCUCGCACUACCUGACGCUGACGCUGGAUGAGGCCGAGGCGCUGCUCUACGUGGGCGCCCGCGAGGCCGUCUUUGCCCUGGCCACCGGCACCGUGGAGCUCAAGGCGGCGAUCUCCUGGGAAGCCCCCGUGGACAAGAAAGCUGAGUGCAUCCAGAAGGGCAAGAAUAACCAGACUGAUUGCUUCAACUAUGUGCGCUUCCUGCAGAGCUACAACAGCUCUCACCUCUAUGCCUGCGGCACCUAUGCCUUCCAGCCCAAGUGCACCUACAUCGAACUGUCUGGCUUCACCCUGGACCAAGUGGCUUUUGAGGACGGCAAGGGGAAGUGUCCGUACGACCCCACCAAGGGACACACCGGCCUCAUCGUGGAUGGGGAGCUGUACUCGGCCACAUUCAACAACUUUCUGGGCACGGAGCCCGUCAUCCUCCGCAACCUGGGCCCCCACUACUCCAUGAAGACAGAGUAUCUCACCUCCUGGCUGAAUGAACCCCACUUCGUGGCUUCGGCUUACGUGCAGGAGAGUGCGGCCAGCAGCACCGGGGAUGACGACAAGGUUUACUUCUUCUUCAGCGAGCGGGCGGUGGAGUACGACUGCUACGCGGAGCAGGUGGUGGCCCGCGUGGCGCGGGUCUGCAAGGGGGACGUCGGCGGUGCCCGCACGCUGCAGAAGAAGUGGACGACCUUCCUGAAGGCUCGCUUGGUGUGCUCGGCGCCUGAGCAGCAGCUACACUUCAACCGCCUCCAGGCUGUCUUCACCCUGCCGGGGGCCGAUUGGCAGGACACCACCUUUUUCGGGGUCUUCCAGGCCCGCUGGGGGGACGUGGAUGUCUCGGCUAUUUGCCAGUACCACAUCCUGGAGGUGAAGAAGGCGUUCGAGGGGCCCUACAAGGAAUAUCGGGAGCAGGCACAGAAGUGGGGCCGGUACUCGGAUGAGGUGCCGAGCCCCCGUCCCGGCGCGUGCAUCACCGACUGGCACCGCCGGAACGGCUUCGCCAGCUCCCUCGAGCUGCCUGACAACACCCUCAACUUCGCCAAGAAGCACCCGCUGAUGGAUGAGCCCAUCCUGCCUCACCAUGGGCGCCCACUUCUCCUCAAGAAAGACGCCAACUUCACCCAGCUGGUGGUAGACCGAGUGCCCGGGCUGGACGGCACCGUCUAUGAGGUGCUCUUCAUCGGCACAGGUGACGGCUGGGUGCACAAGGCGCUGAACCUGGGCACUCGCGUCCAUCUGGUCGAGGAGCUGCAGGUUUUCGAGACGGCGCAGCCCGUGGAGAGCCUGGUCCUGGCCGGUCGGAAGAAGCUGCUCUUCGCCGGCUCCCGUUUCCAGGUGGCCCAGUUGCCCCUGGCCGACUGCGGCCGCUACCAGUCGUGCACGGACUGCGUCCUUGCCCGGGAUCCCUACUGCGCCUGGAGCCGCAACGCCAGCCUCUGCGUCCGCACCGAUGGCCUCAACGGGUCCCAGCUGGUCCAGGACGUGCUGAGCUCCGACACCCGUGCCUGUACCCUGCCGCAGGUGGCCAAGCAAGGGCCCAUCACCCCCAAAAACGUGACGGUGGUGGCGGGCACCGACCUGGUGCUGACGUGCCGUUUGGGCUCCAACCUGGCACAGGCACUGUGGACCUUCGAGGGCCGGGCGCUGGCGGCCGAGCAGGCGCUGGUGCUGCACGACGCCCGCCUGCGGGCUCUGGUGGUGCCGGGAGCCGGAGCGCAGCACAGCGGCACGUACCGUUGCUUUUCAGAGGAACAGGGUGCCCGUUUGGGCGGCGAGGUGUACCAGGUGGCGGUGUUGGCCGGCCCCGGGGUGCCGCUGGAGACGCGGGCGCCGCUGGAGAGCCUGGGUCUGGUGUGGGUGGUGGCGGUGUGCCUGGGCGCCCUGUGCCUGGUGCUGGUGCUGGUGGUGCUCUCGCUUUGGCGGCGGUUGCGGGAGGAGCUGGGCAAAGGCGCCAAAGCCAUCGAGAGCACCCUGGUGUACCCCAUCGAGCUGCCCAAGGAGCCCCCCAGUCCCCGCUUCGUGCCCAGCGCCGCCUCCGACUCAGACGAGAAGCUCUGGGACCCGGCCAGCUACUACUACUCGGACGGCUCGCUCAAAAUCGUGCCGGGUCACGCCACCUGCCGCAACGGCGGCCCCCCCGGCGCUGCCUCGCCGCCCAACGCCAUUCCCGGGCAGCCCCUCCACUCGCCCACCCGCAUCCACCUGGGCCCCCUGCGUGGUUCCUCCUCCAACGGCUACAUUCGCCUGGCGCUGGGCGCCGAAGAGCGGCCACCCUGCGCCGAUUUGGCCGAGGAGCUGCGGCGCAAGCUGCAGCAGCGCCAGCCCCUGCCCGACUCCAACCCCGAAGAAUCGUCGGUCUGA
This is a messenger RNA of Haliaeetus leucocephalus (bald eagle), 2433 nucleotides long. RefSeq names its product sema domain, immunoglobulin domain (Ig), transmembrane domain (TM) and short cytoplasmic domain, (semaphorin) 4C (gene SEMA4C). Lineage: Eukaryota; Metazoa; Chordata; Aves; Accipitriformes; Accipitridae. Bases 1 to 2433 code for a protein of 810 amino acids. The transcript has 14 exons. Gene Ontology annotation, molecular function: chemorepellent activity; semaphorin receptor binding. Gene Ontology annotation, biological process: semaphorin-plexin signaling pathway; axon guidance; negative chemotaxis. The record is from RefSeq and is a predicted model, not a curated record.